AUGUUCGAUGACUCGGACGGUGCGUCAUCUGAAGAUGAUAACUUCAGCACAUACGGUGAGUCUCCUAUCGAAGAAGACGAAGAUUCACCAACGCUACCUUCCAAGAAGAGAUAUCAGAACUUCUUGAUGAGCGAAUCUAAAGGGAAUCUGGAGGUUUUGAAGUUGGAGAUGUCGUCGUUAGACCUUGCGGUAGGACAACGAUACUUGACUAAAAAGCAUUUGAAGAGACGACUGAAACUUUUUACAGUGAGGCAUCAAUUUGAUUUUGAUGUAGAAAUAUCAAACCUGACAACAUACGUUGUUAAGUGUUGGGUUGAUGGAUGUACAUGGAGAGUUCGUGCAUCUACCGAAGGAUUGUCCCCGCAGUUUUAUAUUCGUAUUUACGACUCGGAUCAUGCAUGUUCUGUAACUGAGCGUUCUAAUCGAUCUCGAAAUGCAACACCGGAUAUUUUAGGAGAGUUGUACAAGAACUUUCUCGGCGACGUUGGUCCGGCCGUUCGCCCUGAGAGUGUCGGAAUAGCUAUCACUAAGCAGUUUGGUGUAAAGAUGGAAUAUUGGAAAUCACACCGGACGCUUAAAUGUGCAAGGGAAAUCGAUGAGGGCACACCUGAGUGUGGUUUUGAACUCUUGCCUUCUUACUUAUACAUGAUAAGAAGGGCAAAUCCGAAUACAGUUACGCGUCUUCAAAUCGAUGAGCUUGGAAGAUUCAUGUAUGUGUUCCUUGCGUUUGGUGCGAGCGUUAAUGGGUUUCCUUUCAUGCGCAAAGUUGUUGUCGUCGACGGUACGUUUCUUAAUGGUAAAUAUAAAGGGACGCUACUCACAGCACUAGCUCAGGAUGGUAACUUUCAGAUUUUUCCAAUAGCCUUCGCAGUGGUUGACACUGAAAAUGAUGAUUCGUGGAAUUGGUUUUUUACGCAACUAAAAGUGUUGAUUCCUGACCAUGAGGGUCUUGCGAUAAUAUCAGAUAGGCAUAACUCGAUAGGGAAAGCAAUUACAAAUGUGUAUCCGUUAGCUGCUCGUGGAAUAUGCACCUAUCAUUUGUAUAAAAACAUAUUGGGACGGUACAAAGGAAAAGAUGUAUUUCGGCUGGUGAAGAAAGCGGCGAGAUGUUUUAGAAUGUCUGACUUUGAUAUGAUUUUCGAGGAGAUUGAAGCACUUAAUCCUGAUCUCCACGGCUACCUCGAAAGAGCUGAUGUCAGACUGUGGACACGUGUUUAUUUCCCGGGCGAGAGGUACAAUUUGAUGACUACGAACAUAGCGGAAUCAAUGAACAGAGCAUUAUCGCAUGCUAGAGGUCUUAACAUUGUUCGAAUAUUGGAAUCGAUACGGGUUAUGAUGACCAGAUGGUUUGCUGAACGAAGAGUGGAUGCCAGAUCGCAGUCAACCACACUCACGCGCGGUGUGGAGAAACUAUUACAAGGAUGUGUAAGUGCCUCCCGGGAUUGGACGGUUCAAAGGAUUGAUGACCAUCACACUGAAGUUAAAUAUAGCGCUGCUGGCGAGUCUUUGAAUGUUGUUAAUUUGGUUGAGCGAAAGUGCACAUGUCGGCGUUUCGAUGUCGAGAAAAUACCAUGUGUACACGCAAUCGCAGCUGCAGAGGAAAGAAAUGUUUCUCGUAUAUCACUGUGCAGUCCUUACUAUAAAAGCACUUAUUUAGCUAGCGCAUACGUUGAAUCGGUCAUACCGGUUGACUCAGCGCUACCUGUUCCAGAUAACGUGGCUAACGUACAGUGCUUUCCACCGUUUAUUCGUCAACAACCGGGAAGACCUAAAAAAAAUAGGAUGAAAUCUGCUUUAGAAGUUGCACUUGCAAACAAACGUCCUAGGAAAGAGCACAUAUGUUCUCGUUGCAGUCAAAGUGGACAUAAUGCGAGAACUUGUCCGAUAUAA
Molecule: messenger RNA, 1890 nt
Organism: Brassica napus (rape)
Lineage: Eukaryota; Viridiplantae; Streptophyta; Magnoliopsida; Brassicales; Brassicaceae
Exons: 3
Coding region: 1-1890 (629 amino acids)
Molecular function (GO): nucleic acid binding; zinc ion binding
Source: RefSeq, a predicted model, not a curated record